AUCCACUGGGCAGCAAGUUACAACCGCCUCCCAAUCGUAGAGAUCCUCUCCGAGCGCAAAGACUUUGAUCCAGAUGUUCAAGCUGGACACCCCUAAUGAUCGCCUCAUCCCUCAAAGAAGCCGACCCCCUCAUCGACCUCCUCCUCUCCAAAUCCGCCGACCCCACCCUCGUCACCUCCACCGGCGCCACAGCCCUCCACUUCGCAGUCUCAAAAUCAAACCUCGAUACAGCCAAAAAGCUAAUCGCCAACAAAGCUUCAGCAAGAGUAAAGGACAAAAGAGGACAAUUGCCAUUGCACAGGGCCGCCGCGGUGGGCAGUGUGCCGAUGGUGAAAUUGUUGUUGGAGAACAGGAGUCCGGUUAAUGGGAGUGAUGGGGAUGGUUGUACCGCUUUGCAUCAUGCUGUUGCUGAGGGGCAUGGAGAUACGGCUGUGGUGUUGCUGAAGGCUGGUGCGGAGACGGAUAAGAGGGAUAAUUCUGGUGCUCUUGCGUUGGAUCUUGCUCCGGAUGCAAAGGUCAGAAGUUACAUCACUCGCGCUGCAGAGGAGGAAGGUAUUGCUCUCUAGAAGAAGCAGGCCCAGGUUCCGACAGUCGAGCACAGCAUGGAAAUGGCGCUCCGACAUAGAUGACAAUGCAAGCGAGAGGCACAACAAAG
This is a messenger RNA of Aureobasidium pullulans EXF-150, 655 nucleotides long. RefSeq names its product putative proteasome regulatory particle subunit. Lineage: Eukaryota; Fungi; Ascomycota; Dothideomycetes; Dothideales; Saccotheciaceae. Gene Ontology annotation, cellular component: cytoplasm; nucleus. Bases 96 to 566 code for a protein of 156 amino acids. The record is from RefSeq and is a predicted model, not a curated record. The transcript has 3 exons. Gene Ontology annotation, molecular function: protein binding.